This is a messenger RNA of Schizosaccharomyces osmophilus, 1620 nucleotides long. RefSeq names its product chromatin silencing protein Clr2 (gene clr2). The coding region runs from base 1 to 1620 and encodes 539 amino acids. Gene Ontology annotation, cellular component: SHREC complex; rDNA heterochromatin. Lineage: Eukaryota; Fungi; Ascomycota; Schizosaccharomycetes; Schizosaccharomycetales; Schizosaccharomycetaceae. The transcript has a single exon. The record is from RefSeq and is a predicted model, not a curated record. Gene Ontology annotation, biological process: silent mating-type cassette heterochromatin formation.
AUGCCCUUCAUAGCUUGUACUUGGUCGGACGGGGAUGCGAGGACCUUGCCUACUAAUUCUUUUAGAACUCGUUAUACGCCCUCAAUCCGACCUCUUGCUCACGAUCAUCCAAGGCAUUUGGCAUUUCGACAAACAUGCGGACAGUUGCUAGCCCGACAUAUCUUCGGAGGUUCCGGCUCAACUCAGCAAGUGUUUCACGAUCUUCACCAACAAUUCAUUCAUGCUCCUAAAGUACCCUCCAACUCUUUACCCAACACUUCCUUUACUGUUAUAAACCCUAUUUCCACUCCAUCUCAACUAAAUGCGAAAUCCCUUGUUUCUUCUCAUCGGUCAAGGCCGCCUUCCAGAACAGUAUCAACUGAUGAGCCUAAGCAAAAUGCUCCUCCUAGAUACACUUCCCGCUUAAUGACGACCGAGAGUUUUGAUAAUUAUGUAUUAGAGGCCUUACCAAAACAUUAUCAGAUUUACCAACGCGAUGGUUUUGGGUCAAAACGUGGCGAGUAUUGGGUGUAUGGGCAUCCUGGUGGCCGCCCUUUUCGAUCCAUAAACGACUUUCAGCAUCAUCUUUACUGGUUAGUUUCUGAUUUAUCAAGGAACGGAGCGAAUUGUUGCUGCUCACUAUGCGCCAAUGGUUCAAUUAAAAUUCGAAGGAAUAUCCAAAAGGACAUGGAAAGGAUAUUCCAUGAGUGCAAAGAUGAUACCUUUACUUGGCCGUCUUCAUUUCGACUUGGUGAAGUGGUAUGGAUCGAUACAAAUUACGAAGUUAUUCCUGGAAUUGUUGUUGCUAGGAAUUUGAUUAAUUAUGAUAUCAAUAAAAGUAACUCUUCGAAUUCGCUUUUAGACGCCUACGUCGAACCUUACCAAUACCAUUGUAAGGAAUUAGGAAACUCGAGAUUUUUCUUCGACAUGGCCGCUGCCGAUAUUGAACCAUGGACGCAACGAUCUUCAGACAUGAGUCGCCCAGGCCACAUACUUGCUAGUGACAUCGCUCAUAGUUGGUGUCUUUAUGGAAAGUUUCAACCUAUUGACAAUAAAAAUGUUGAGCAUAGUGUAUAUAAAGAUGAGCAUCACUCUAUUCCCAUGACCAUCCUUCCCAUAAUCGAAGAUGGGCCAGAAAACUUAAGUGAUCAUUUUUUGGGUGUUUUUUAUGGAGCUGAGAAACUAUGGAUUAAUGAUCUUUGUAUCUUGCAUACCGAGUCUCUUCCUUCUCAAUUUUCCAAAGCCUGUUUAAUGAAUAUCUCCGACAUCUUUGUAAAUCUCGACGAUGCCGUCUGUAUUCAAGGAUCACUGUGGGCACAAAAAGAUGCUACAGCUCAAACGUUUCAUCGAUUUCGAAAUCGUACAAAGUUGCCGCGUCGCUUAGAGAUUGCGGAGCGCAUUUCGCAAACUGAAUACACCCUUAUGCAUAGCGAUUCUUCAGAAUUUGUAUGCCAGCUUGCAGAUAUAGCGGGCAGAUGGUACGAACCUUGGUCAAUAAAAGGAAAUUAUCAAUUUUCAAAGGAAAAAAAAAGGCGAGUGCUAUCGAGACUGGAAGCAGUGGGGAAUGAAAAUUGGGUUGAUGAUGACUUUUAUGAGCUUUUACUUUCUGAGAUUGAUCUAGUUUCACCGGUUGUCAUGUGA